AAAUUCCAGGCGAUUGCUUUGCCAUUGAACGUGCAGCAGUAUUGUACAACAUCUGUUGGAUUUCUGUGAAGAACUACCAUUCAGAGCAUACUAGGGCUGGCUGUUGUGAUUUGUCUCGUAUUCCAGUUUCUAGAGUGGUCUCCUGGUUGUUGCAGGCAUUUAUACUCUGCCGUGAGCUCCCGUCACUUUUUCAGAAGGUUUCUAGAUUACUUGCUACCAUAUUUUUGCUUUCCACCUCUUCUGGGUUCUGUUCUUUGCCUGUUUGUAUUGGCGACACCCUCUCUGUGAGUCAUUGGGCUGCAUAUUUUCAUCAAGCUUCACUUGGUACACAUCUCAACCAUCAGUUCUUUUCAAGUAAGAGUGGAAAAUCCAAAGCUCAAGACUCCACACAUUUUGAGAGUCCACAUGCUUCUGCUUCAGAUUCCACAUUUCCCGAAAACUACUUCAGGCAUGCACCAGAAAAAGUUGAGUAUCUCGAAGAAUAUGUGACGGACUUCUUCCAAUGCCUUCCUAGCACUACAAUCAUCUGUAUAAGCUUGCUUGGAGGUGGUUAUGCUAGUCUGCUGAGGGAAAUGCUGCAUUUUCCUUCCACUUUUCCAGCAUGGAUGCUACUGUCACGCUUAAAUUCAAAUUGCCAGCCUAUUGUCAUGCUUCUACCUGUGAAUUUGGUUUCUGAAGCAACUCUGGAUGAUGAUGCACUUUCUAACAUUCGGUCCAUGCCUGAGUGCAAUAACUCAAGUAAAACAUGGCACUGUCCGUGGGACUACACUGUGGUGGAUGAUGUAGCCCCUGCGUUCAAAGUGAUACUGGAGGGGAAUUACCUGUCAACCAUUUCUCCUCCCAAAGAUACGCAAGAAAACAGGUUGCUCUGGUGGACACGUAGAAGGAAGCUUGAUUCUUGCCUUGGUCAAUUCUUGAGGGAUAUAGAAGAUAUGUGGCUAGGCCCCUGGAAAUGCUUGCUUUUGGGGGAACGCGUAGACUGCAAACACUUGGAUUCAGUGCUUAAUAAGCUAAUGGAUGAUCUGAAACAUAAAUGUGAAUUUGAUUUACAUGAGAAUCUUCUAAGAGUUAUUCUUGGGGGUGCUGGGUGUGUCUCUGAAACAGAAGCAUGUGUUUCUCAGUUACUCCUAUACAAUGGCUACUUUGGUAGGGGUGGAUGUUGUGGAGAGGAAGUACCUGGUUCCUUGUCUGUUACCACUGCUGAAUUUAAAAAUAUGCCUGGGUUAACUCGCCAGCUAAUACUUGAGGCAGCAAUCGAGGUUGAGGAAGAAUGUAGCGGUAGAGAACCAAUAAUUUUGGUGCUAGAUUCUGAGGUGCAGAUGCUUCCAUGGGAGAGUAUGCCAAUAUUAAGACAACAAGAAGUUUAUCGCAUGCCUUCUGUGGCUGGCAUCUAUGCAAUACUCAAAACAAGUGACCACCGUGAAGAGCAAGUUCAGAAGGUUGCAAGUCCUUUUCCAUUGAUAGAUCCUCUGGAUGCAUUCUAUUUGCUGAACCCAAGUGGUGAUCUCAUCCACACACAGGCUGAUUUUGAGGGCUGGUUUAGAAAUCAGAAGUUUGAGGGAAAAGUUGGAAUGCCUCCCACAACUGAAGAGUUGGCCAUGGCUUUAAAAUGCCAUGACCUUUUUAUAUACUUUGGACAUGGAAGCGGGACACAGUAUAUACCUGGCAAUGAAAUUCAGAAACUCGAUAACUGUGCAGCUACUCUUCUAAUGGGGUGCAGUAGUGGAUCUAUAUCUCUCAUGGGAUGUUAUGCUCCAGAAGGUGCUCCUAUCUGGUAUUUGUUAGCUGGUUCUCCUGUUAUAGUUGCCAAUCUGUGGGAAGUCACAGACAAGGAUAUUGACAGAUUUGGGAAGGCAAUGCUUGAUGCUUGGUUGCAGGAAAGGUCUACUUCCAUUGGUUGUUCCCACUGCAAUCUACUGGUGAAAGAAUUUGGAUCCAUGGACAUAAGCAAAAGUAGGAGUAAAGCAAAGAAGGUUUCAAGGAAGAAUUUAGAGGAGGCCUCCAGUAGUAAAACAUGCAAAAACUGUUCUGGUCCUAGACCAAAGAUUGGAUCUUUCAUGAGCCAGGCUCGAGAGGCUUGCACACUGCCUUUCUUGAUUGGGGCCUCUCCAAAACUCCCUAAAACUGUUCAUUCAUGCAUGAGAAAUCUUCCUGAACUCUACAAUCCCAUCUUUCCUGCAAAUCUAGUCAGUCCUGGUAACAUGUAUGUAUUGCCUGAUGCAAGAUGCAUUCCUGGACAUUUUGUUGGUAAAGAUGGACUCAUUCUUCGCAAUGAAAGUUUACAGCUGGGACGUUUUGAGUUAUCUGAACAUGCUCUUUUCCCUGGAGAUACAGUGAUGCUUUUCUUUUGGGGCUCAGAAUUUAUUUAG
Telopea speciosissima is the source of this 2369-nucleotide messenger RNA. RefSeq names its product separase-like. The transcript has 12 exons. Gene Ontology annotation, cellular component: mitotic spindle; cytoplasm; centrosome. Gene Ontology annotation, biological process: meiotic chromosome separation; proteolysis. Bases 573 to 2369 code for a protein of 598 amino acids. NCBI's taxonomy places the organism in Eukaryota, Viridiplantae, Streptophyta, Magnoliopsida, Proteales, Proteaceae. Gene Ontology annotation, molecular function: cysteine-type endopeptidase activity. The record is from RefSeq and is a predicted model, not a curated record.